AUGUCCUUCUACUUCUCGGACACAGCAGUGCUGCUCUUUGACUUCUGGAGCGUCCACAGCCCCACAGGGAUGGUGCUCUCAGUGCUGGUGAUCCUGCUCCUGUCCAUGCUUUAUGAAGCCAUCAAGAUGGGCAAGGCCCUGCUGCUGCGCCGGGCGCUGCUGGCUCUGCCCCACAGCCUCAGCCAGGAGUCACUGGUGGAGCCAGAGGAGGGGGAGCCUGGCUCUGCACAGGGCAGGUGGUUUGGGUACCACGUUGGGCAGACACUGUUCCACGUGGUGCAGGUGGUGCUGGGCUACAUGGUGAUGCUGGCUGUCAUGUCCUACAACGCCUGGAUCUUCCUGGGGGCCAUCCUGGGCUCCACCCUGGGCUAUUUCCUGGUGUACCCCCUGCUUGGUCGGGGCUAGCUGCCCCCCUCCUCCCCCCCAGGGUGGUUCCCCACACCUCCUGCUCCUCAGUCUGGAGCAGCUCUGCUGGGUCUGUCCCAGGGACUUGCUGUGGGGACCCUCAGUGCUGGCCCCCCCUCAGGUG
This is a messenger RNA of Indicator indicator, 529 nucleotides long. RefSeq names its product solute carrier family 31 member 2 (gene SLC31A2). Gene Ontology annotation, biological process: copper ion transmembrane transport. The transcript is spliced from 3 exons. The coding region runs from base 1 to 405 and encodes 134 amino acids. Lineage: Eukaryota; Metazoa; Chordata; Aves; Piciformes; Indicatoridae. Gene Ontology annotation, molecular function: copper ion transmembrane transporter activity. The record is from RefSeq and is a predicted model, not a curated record. Gene Ontology annotation, cellular component: membrane.